Paramecium pentaurelia is the source of this 4678-nucleotide messenger RNA. Lineage: Eukaryota; Ciliophora; Oligohymenophorea; Peniculida; Parameciidae. The record is from the annotation of a GenBank genome assembly.
AUGCAAUAGGAUAGAUUCUUCUUAGAACUAAAUUAAAAGGGAGAAAUUGAAGGCAGUCAUGAUAAGGCCAUCUAUGUACACCAACAUUAGAUAGUUAGAAUCUUUGUUCGCAAUCGCAAAUAAGGUUAUCAUCCAUACAUGAUCAUGCAAAAAGGAUAUAAGCGUGUACAUGAGAUGGAUAAUUUAACUUUGAAAUAGAUUUAACAAAAUCAUGAAGUAAAAGGGUUUACUCUUGAUUCUUCAGGUGAUUGGAAGGUAGAUGUUGAGUUUGCAUUGACUGGUGCAGCUUAUCUAAGAUUAUGUUGGUUUGUUGCUUAAGAAAAGCCUGUAGUAUUGGGAGUGGAGAAUCAUAUUAUUGUUUAGCCUAAUCAUGUGGAGAAACUCUAGGAAAUAACUAUAUAAACAUUACUACCUUAUUGUUUGGGUAAGUUUGAAGAUUAUGAAAAGUAAAUUCGUUCUCAAGUCGAUUUGGGUUAUGAAGCAUUUCAUUUCCCGCCUAUUUAAUAAUUGGGACAAUCACCUAGUUUAUAUGCAAUAGCUGAUUAACAAAAAUUGAAUACUGAUAUUUUUGGCAAUCACACCUAUGAUGAUUUAAAAUAACUUUUUGCUAAAUUUCCUAACACUUACUUUUUUAUAGAUAUCUUGUUGAAUCAUACAGCAUUUGAUUCAAAUUGGUUAGUUUAACCAGAAUUUGAAAAUGCUACAUAUAAUGUUAAGAAUUCACCUCAUUUAGAAGCAGCAAUUAGAUUAGAUUGUGCAAUAGCAGAAUUUAGUAAUAAAUUAGGAUCAGGUUUAUUAACUCAAUAUCCAAGAAAUACAAUUUAUAAUGAUGAUGAUCUUAAUCAAGUUAUGUCCAUUUUAGAACAUGAAUAUAUAAGAAAAUUGAAUAUUCAUGGAUAUUUUUAAUUCAAUAUAAAUGCAGUUGUAAAUGAAAUACAUACUAGAUGUAAUAAAAUAGUACGAAACAAGAGUGAAUAAUUAGAGGAAAAUUAAAAUAUAUUUAUAAAGAGUGCUAGUGAAGUUAUGUUGUAAUUAAUAGGUAAGGAGACAAUCUUAAAAGGAUAUAAGGAAUAUGGAGUAUCUUUAAAUUAUGAUGUGAUAGUUGAAUUUUUAAAGUAUUAUUUUAAAUAAUAAUUAUAGUAAAGAUGAGAAUUACAAGAAGGUUUCUUUAGAAUAUAUUCAAGAAUUGUUACAAUAUUAUAAUAAUUAAUAUUGGAAUGAAGCAGAGUCAUAUAUUAGAGAAGCAGUAAAUUCAACAAGAGGGUAAAUCACAUGGUGGAAAUUAACAUUGAAGAAUCCCUUUGUGGAAGUAAAUGAUAAAGGAGAUUCGUUGGUUCCAAGAUAUUUCACUAAAUUAAGUAAUGGUAAAUAUGUGGCUAAUAAUGGAUGGAUUUAAGGCUUUGAUCCUUUAAAUAAUUUUGCAGAGAAUCAAGAACAUCAUUAUUUGAGAAGGACAAUUGUUAUAUGGGGAGAUUUAGUGAAAUUAAGAUAUGGAUAGAAGAAAUAGGAUAGUCCUGCAUUGUGGAAAUACAUGAAGAAAUAUGUUUAAUUGAUGUCUAAGUUAUUUGCAGGAUUGAGAUUAGAUAAUGCACAUUCAACACCAAUGAUUGUAGGGUAAUUAAUUUAAUAUUAUAAUUUUUAGAGAAUAUAUGAUGAGAUAAGCUAGAAAGGCUAAUCCAAAUAUCUUAGUAUUUGCUGAAUUAUUUACAGGAUCUCCAGAAAAAGAUUCAAUUUUUACAAAAACAAUGGGAAUUAAUUGUUUGGUUAGAGAAACUAAUAGAUGUCAUGAUGCUGGACAUUUGAAUAGAGAAUUACAUUAUUAUAGUGGAGAUGGAAGAAUGUCAAUUGGAUCUUUACCUAAAUUAUAAGAAUAAUUUGAAUCAAUUAAUGAAACAUUUACUAUCUUAUAACCUCAAUAUAGUCCUGCUUUGAUUUAUGAAUAAUCUCAUGAUAAUGAGUCAUUGCUGUCUACUCAUGGUUAUAAACAUCAAUUACCAAUAGCUGCUUUAAUUACAUUUAGUAGUUGUAUGGGUGGAACUGUAAGAGGAUAUGAUUGUUUUUUACCAAAUAGAUUAUCUGUUGUAGAUGAAAGAAGAAUAUAUAAUAUUGUUGCUCCAACUGAGAAUGUUGUUAUAGAAAGAUAAUCAAUAAUAGCAUUUCGUUAUGAUUCAUUACCAAAUUAAUUUGUUGAAGUGUUUGGAUCAUGGGAUAAUUGGUAAAAUGGUUUAGUUUUAAAUGGUCAUCAUAAUAUUUAUACUUUAAAUUUUAAGUUAAAUGAAGGAUAAUAUGAAUAUAAAUAUAAAGUCAACUCUAAUUGGGUUGAUUAAAUAAAUAGGAAAUUAAUUGUAGAACCUAAUCCAACUAAAUUACAUACAACAAUGGAAUUGGUUAGACUUAAAUUACAUUAGAUAAAAAAAGAACUUAAUUAAUAAUUCCCAUUCAUCUUUUGUUAAAAUCAAGGUGAAACUAUUCAAAUGAUCACUAGAGAAACUAAAGAUAAAUGUAGAUCUAAAGUUUUAAUCACUGUUCCUUCAUUUGGUAUUCCAAAUACAUUUAGUUCAAUCAAAUUACCAGGAUAAAUUAUAAAAGUAGAUGCUAUAUUCUUUCAUGAAGAUUUUAUACAACAUCCUCAAUAAAAUAAUUAAAUUUUAGAAGCAUCUUAAGUUAGAAUCAUUUAACAUCAAAAUAUUAGAGAAUUUGCUGAAGUCUAAGAUAAUGAAUUAAAAUUUAUUAAAUUACCUUCUUCAUUUACUGCUAUUAUUGAAUGUUAAAUUGCACCUUAAUAAUAGAAGAAUUUACAAUCACUUGAUAUUAUUUUAAAUGAUGUUUCCUAAUAAUAAAUUUUUAAAACUUUGAAUUCAUCAUAAUUAAAUUACUUACUUUUUAUGUCUGAACCUGAAGAAAGAGAUAAAAAUAAUACAGGAUUAUAUUUUAUUCCUAAUUUUAGAUAACUUAUUUAUGCUGGUUUUGCUGGUCCUCGUUCUGCAACUAGAGAAGCAUAAACUAUUAAUAAUUUAGCACAUCCUAUAUGUGAAAAUUUGAGAAAUGGAAAUUGGUUAUUAGAUUAUUUAAAUGAUAGAGUUUAAAAUUAACUUGGAUAAUUGGAAAUAUCUAAAUUAAUUAAUACAAUCACAUAAUAAAUUAAAGAUAUUCCUCGUUAUCAUAUUCCAUCCUAUUUCUGUAAAUUUGUUGAUUAUAUAUACAAUAAUUGUAUGUUAUCCAUUACAAACCUUUAAACUUCAUAAUUUAAAAGAGAAUUGAAAUUAGCUUCAUAUUAAUUCAUUGCAGAAUUACCAUCCUCAAAAUAAAUGUCAGCUGGAUUACCACAUUUUACAACUGGUUGGGCAAGAUCAUGGGGCAGAGAUACAUUCAUAUCUUUUAAAGGAAUCUAUUUAGAAAAUGGAUUAUUGGCUGAAGCAAAAGAUGCUUUAAUCACUUUUGGCUCUUGUUUAAGACAUGGAUUAAUUCCUAACUUAUUGGAUUCUGGUCAUAAUCCAAGAUAUAAUUGCAGAGAUGCAUGUUGGUGGUAUAUUAAAGCAGUUAAAGAUUAUAUACAAUAUUCUGGAAAGACUGAUAUUCUUAAUGAAGAAGUAUAAAUGAUAUUUCUUGAUGAUGAUAUGGAUAAACAUUAUUAAUUAAAAUCAUAAGGAAUUAUAAUAAAGAAAACUAUUGCAGAAAUUAUUCAAAAGAUUUUUUAGAGUCAUGCUACUGGUAUCAAAUAUAGAGAAUGGAGAGCAGGAAAUUAAAUAGAUAAUUGUAUGUAAUCAGAAGGAUUUAAUAUUUAAUUGUGUUUGGAUGAAUAAACUGGUUUUAUUGUUGGUGGAAAUUGGUUAAAUUGUUUGACAUGGAUGGAUAAAAUGGGUUCAUCAGAUGUUAAUAGAGGUAUUCCUGCUACAAGUAGAGAUGGAGCACCUAUUGAAUUGACAGCUUUACUCAAAGUUUGUUUAGAUUUUGUGAGUCAUGCUCAAAAUCAUUAUCCUUAUGAUGGUGUUAUUUGUCCUAAUGGUAAGAAAUUACUCUUUAAAGAAUGGUCCCAUUUCUUACUUGUUAAUUUUGAAAAGUAUUACUAUAUUCCCAAAUAACAUGAUCCAAAUUAUUAAGAUUAUCAUAUUGUUGAAAAACAUGUUAGACAUAGAUAAAUUUAUAAGGAUCUUGUUAAAUCUUCAAAACCUAGAAAUGAAUAUUAAUUAAGAUGCAAUGCUAGUAUUGCUAUUGGAUUAGCCCCUGAAUUAUUUAAUAAAGAAAAGGCAAUGUUCCAUUUAGCUACUGUUGAAGCAUGUUUAUUAAGAGAAAAUUCUAUUGGUAUCAAAACUCUUGAUCCUGCUGCUUCAGAAUAUGUUCAUUUUUAUGAUAACAAUGAUUAAUCUCACAUCUUUAAUGUAUCUCAUGGAUUUUCAUAUCAUAAUGGACCAGAAUGGGUGUGGGUUUAUGGAUAUUUUAUUAAAGCCUUAAUAGCUAUUCAUGGUAAAGAACAUAUCAAUAGACAAUUAUUUUAUUCCUAUUUAUCAAAUCAUAAAAUAACUUUGCAUUAGAAUGAAUGGUACUCUUAUUAUAAAUUAUAUCUAGGUAUUCCUUGCCUGAGAUGACCAAUGGAAAUGGAGAAUACAAUAUUUUUUCAUGUAGAGCUCAAGCUUGGUCAAUUGCAUGCAUUUUAGAAGCUAUAAGUGAAUAUGAAUGA